CGUGGGAAGCUCGGGAAAGAUAGACUUGGACGCUGGUCUUUGCUUUCUGAGAUCGGAGAAAACUGGACCUUCUCUCUGUGAUCUUGUUCUCUCUCGCUUUGUGUCAGAGAUGGGAAGACCACCGUGCUGCGACAAAGAUGGCGUGAAGAAAGGACCUUGGACACCAGAGGAGGACAUAGUAUUGGUGUCCUACAUCCAAGAACAUGGUCCAGGGAACUGGAGAGCUGUUCCUACCAACACUGGCUUAAUGAGAUGCAGCAAGAGCUGCAGGCUCAGGUGGACAAACUACCUUCGGCCGGGAAUCAAGCGUGGCAACUUCACUGAUCAGGAGGAGAAGCUUAUAAUCCACCUCCAAGCUCUUCUAGGCAACAGAUGGGCAGCUAUCGCUUCUUAUCUACCAGCGAGGACGGACAACGACAUCAAGAAUUACUGGAACACGCAUCUGAAGAAGAAGCUCGAAGGCGGCGCCGAUUGCCAGAAGAGCAGCGGCAGGCAACAAAGCUACCGCUCCAUCUCCAAAGGCCAGUGGGAACGGUGUCUCCAGACCGACAUCCACGUGGCGAAGCGAGCUCUGUGCGAGGCUUUGUCCAUAGAGGAGUGUGAUGGACGCAGCUCCAUCACCAGGCCUUCGGUCUACGCGUCGAGCACCGAGAACAUAUCUCGGCUUCUCGAAGGAUGGGGCAUCGCUCCGGCGAGUUCAGCGUCCAGCCAGGGAAGCGCGAGCACUUCCCGCUGCAUCACGUCGUCGCUGGAGCCGCUAGAGUCGCUGUUCGGACUCGGAGAUUCAGCGCGGGAGUCGUCGUCGUCCGAGCCACCCUUCUCGUUGCUGGAGUCAUGGCUGCUUGACGUCGAGAGCGUCGGAAACGGGCAAGAGAGCUUUCUCGACGUAGCAAUCGAUGGCACAGGCGAAAUGUUCUGAGAGGGCGAGCUUUUACUACCUCGAUCUUCUUCGAUAGACCUUCUGCUGAUGACACUAAUUCUUCCGAUGUUUUGAUCGGAAACAGAGUUUGUUUGGUAGCCAAAGGUGUAAAUUUGCUUUGCUCUAUGCAGCAAAUCUCCAAUGUUUGUCUCUCCUAAGUUUCAGGAAAUAAACACUAUUGAUUGUCCUAAAUUUCUUUUGACAGAUUAGAGAUUAACAUAAAUCACAACUGCUGUUUCAUCUUGAUAGGAGAUGUGGAUGCAGUUUU
Messenger RNA from Musa acuminata AAA Group (dessert banana), 1187 nucleotides. RefSeq names its product myb-related protein 306-like. The transcript is spliced from 3 exons. Bases 110 to 919 code for a protein of 269 amino acids. Lineage: Eukaryota; Viridiplantae; Streptophyta; Magnoliopsida; Zingiberales; Musaceae. Gene Ontology annotation, biological process: response to auxin. The record is from RefSeq and is a predicted model, not a curated record.